GGUUAGGACUUUGUUUCCUUUUAAUCUUCUUUUAUACUACAGCGUGCUGGAAAUUCAUAUAGAGUUUUCUGCCCUUCCAAAGAUGGAAGUUUGCCAACCCAUCUAGUUUGACUCUUGGGCUCUUCAGCAGCAGAGCUGGGCCAGUACCGGUGCGCGUGCCGAGUCUGCGCGUGCCCGCGGCCUGUAGGAGGUCCAGAAUAACGGAGCCAAAGAUCAUCAUCACCAUCAUCAUCAUACCGGAGGAGAGGCCCAGUGAAUACAUGCCCGACACGCCUCAUCCGGAGCGGAAAGAUGAGUUUACGAGUCUGAUCUCAAGCGCGUGCUGUGUUCGAUUCGGGGAUUUGAGUGCAGAUCCAGAGGUUCGGCCGCCCGUCGGUUCGGCUGCGUGACUACAGCAACAUGCGCGUGUAUAACUGAAGCGCAUGCAUCCGAUCAGGACACGGACUCCAGGAACCAAGUCAAGCCGUGGAGCAGACGACUUAAAGCUCACGGGUUCACCGAUCAUCAUCAUCCGCUACAUGUGACCGAACCGAACCUCCGAACCCAUCUGCAGCUUCACCAGCGAGCUGCGCGUUAGCACGGCAGGACAGUAAAGUAUGGCUCCCCAUCUGGACGCGGCCCGCAAAUUGUUCUGGAUCUUAAUGAAGUCGCUGCUCCGUUUCACCUUCAUGUUUGUCAACAAUUGUGUCGCGAUUCCGUCCUACUGCCUCUACCUGAUAGUCCUGCAGCCUUUAAGAGUUCUGGAUGCCCACACAUUCUGGUACAUCGAAGGGAUCAUGUUCAGGUGGUUACUGGCAAUGGUGGCAUCUUGGGGAUGGUGUGCAGGUUACACAGUGACAGAAUGGGGUGACGAUGUGAGACCAAUGUCUGAAGAUGAAGCCAUGGUCAUAGUUAACCAUCAAGCUACAGGAGAUGUGUGUACCCUAAUGAUGUGCUUGCAGGACAAGGGCACGGUUGUACGAAAGAUGAUGUGGUUGAUGGACCAUGUUUUUAAAUAUACCAAUUUUGGGGUUGUGUCCCUGAUUCAUGGUGAUUUCUUCAUCAGGCAGGGCAAAGCACAUCGAGAAAAGCAGCUAAUUUACCUGAAGGAUCACCUAGACAAGUAUUACUACAGCAGAGACAGGAAGUGGAUUGUGCUGUUUCCUGAGGGCGGCUUCCUAAGAAAGAGACGAGAGACAAGUCAGUCCUUUGCCAAAAAGAAUGACUUGCCCUACUUGACUCACGUAACACUGCCACGGCUGGGUGCCACAGAGAUUAUCCUGAAGACUUUAGGACCCCAGCAGGAAAACGGCAUCCUGGGAACAGAGGGUCCACCAGUUCAAAGUAACAAAGCUAAAGGACUACAGUGGGUAAUAGACAUGACCAUAGCCUACCCUAAUGCAAGACCCAUGGACAUUCAAACAUGGAUUUUUGGUUACAGAGAUCCAACAGUCACACAUGUACACUACAGGACAUACCCUAUUAAAGACGUCCCACUAGAGUCAGAAGCACUGGCGGAUUGGCUAUAUCAGCGAUUUGUGGAAAAGGAGAAACUUCUGGCUCAUUUCUACAAGACAGGAGUUUUCCCUCCACUAGACGGCCAAGAAGAGUUGCUCUCCCGAAAUAUGACCCUUGACAACGUUUGGCUGUUUUUUGUCCAAACAUUUGCCUUCGCCUCAGGCUACAUGUGGUACAGCAUUCUACAUCACAUCUACUGCUGGUUCUUCUGACCACUCUGAGGAGACCGUAACGCGCAGGUCGGAGGAGGGAACGCCAGAGACAAAGAGCCCCAAUUGCCAUUCUCCUGUGCCGGAUGGUUGAAUGUACCCCGCAGGACGACUCGAGUUGCUGUAUCCGAUCGCGGUCCCCAUCCUUACUUUGGACAGACACAUCCACCGAAUCCCAGCUGCCCGUGCAGACAUGCGUUUUUCCUUUAGAUUUGCAUAGAACCAGUUCAACAUGUUUACACAUGUGCGCUCACAUGCAGAGAGAAAAUUAUGCACAUCUAAAUGUUUACUCAUGCACAUGUGGACACCUCUUUUUUUUUUUUUUUUUUCGUUUUUGUUUUUAUUUACAAUCAAAAUUAGGCUCAGGAAUAAGCCAGAGAUAGAUCUGUCACGUCCUCUCAUUUCUCUCAUUUCCUGCCACGUGAGCUUUCCCCACUUUUUAUCGUGAACUCCCAAACAGGAUGACUGAAACUUUUUUCAGAGACUGCUGUCCUCUUUGGAAGAGCCUCCUCUGGCCUUCAUUGCACUAUAAAUCCUUGUCGGCCCCCUUCCGUGCCCCCCAACGGAAGCCCCUCGUUGUGUGCUGCCCUCAUGUCAUUUCUUCCUCGCGGCUGUUUCGUCUCAUGUCGACUGGAUGCUGUUUUCUAUGUGUAUUGUCAGUAUUGAGAGACGGUGGAACGAUUGUGAUGUUUACACUGACUGAAGGGGGAUUCGGUUUUGAAAACAUGUCGAAGACCAACCUGGUUCUUGUUUUAAAACCUAUAAAACACGGAGACUGCAUCCUCUGGGGGACUUUACACAAUCAACGCCAUACAGACACAUCCAAGCGCACCACAUGACUGCCACACAAACGAUUCGAUAGGACUAAUACCCCUCCCCUCCAAAGUUUUACAAAUAUUAAGCCAUAUGCUUAUCUUAGGGUCAAACGGGGACGGACAUUCUACUGACUGAACUGUUGUGUUUGUUCAUUGUCCUAAAAAAAGAUUUUAAUUUGUUGAUUUUUGAGUCAAUGGUCUCAUUUCUGUAAAUGUGACAGCAUAACCUGCCUGUGUGAUUGUGUGCGACUGCCCGUUUCUUUUUUCUAUUUUUUAGAUGCACAUAAUGCCUGGUAGCUUCAUGUUAUAUCAGAGUGUUGGCAAAUAUCUGUUUAAUAAUUGAGAUUUUACUUUCUUUUUCCUCAUUCUGUGGUUAAUCUUGUACAGAAAGGAGUCUGCGUUUUUACUUCUGAAAUAUCAUGAAUGUUUAAGGAAGACGGAGGAAAAAGCGGUAAGGAGCUUCUGUCCCGGCAGGUGCUUACAUUGCUCUCAGUAUCUGAGCGUCACCUCGUCUGCCAUUUGCUGUCUUCUGCGGCGAUCGUGUGGGCACAUUUCUGUUCAUCAAAAGAAACCGUCUUAAAACGGCUGCCACACAGAAGGGAUCAGAGGCGUAGAUUCAAUUUUGUGCUGAGGCACAAAAGAUUUUAGACUAGCUUUAGACUAUCUUGAGGAAAAUGGAAAUAUUUUCCUCGAUUUUGAGACAAAAUUGCAUUUUUCAUGUGUGAAAUUGGAUCUGUUUGUAUGUGUCGAUGGGGAAGAAUGCCAUGCUUGAGUCCGUCUACGUGUCAAUGGAAUAUGGGCGAGGUCCAGCAAUAAUGUACUCAAAAAUAAAUGCCCAUGUUGUGGCGUUCUAAAGAAACAAUGCUUAGAUGUACAAAUUAGACAUUUGUAGAUGAAAACAUUGCACCGUAAUUGUCAUUUCCCCCCUUAACCGAAGCCAUGUCAUCUGUGAAAGUGAACUUUGUUUCUGUAGCUUGCCAGAUUGAAAUGUGAAUGACGCCAGAAGACUAAAGCCAAGUUAGAUGCGGACUGCAUUCAGAGCAGGCUACGUCAUCGUGAACUUCACCGUGAGGAUCCCGGACAACUGGGUUCCUCGUUUCGUUCCCGCUGUCUGUCAGAUGGAGACGUAACAUUGUUUUCCUAAGUAUGGUUUUAUGUUUAAAAAAAAAAAAAAAAAAAAAGGUGUGAGCUAUAUCUAUAUAUUAGCGAUUUAACCAAAUUACAAUAGAAUGGUCCAUAAUUUUCAUUUUGUACUCCUGUUUUUCUCUUCCUAGCUACCCAGCCAUUUUUCAACACACAAAUUAAUUGUGCUGGAAUAAAAAUCAUGCGCAGCAGUGA
Molecule: messenger RNA, 3859 nt
Organism: Ctenopharyngodon idella (grass carp)
Lineage: Eukaryota; Metazoa; Chordata; Actinopteri; Cypriniformes; Xenocyprididae
Gene: lpgat1
Product: lysophosphatidylglycerol acyltransferase 1
Exons: 8
Coding region: 597-1709 (370 amino acids)
Cellular component (GO): endomembrane system
Molecular function (GO): acyltransferase activity
Source: RefSeq, a predicted model, not a curated record